This is a messenger RNA of Aspergillus caelatus, 738 nucleotides long. RefSeq lists its product as uncharacterized. Bases 113 to 376 code for a protein of 87 amino acids. Lineage: Eukaryota; Fungi; Ascomycota; Eurotiomycetes; Eurotiales; Aspergillaceae. The record is from RefSeq and is a predicted model, not a curated record. The transcript has a single exon.
AAACCGCCAACCCUUUAGGAGACAUCUGGAGUGCAUAAUCCAUACAUUGCCGAUUCGGACAUAAUUGGAUACAGAGUCCUCGGCAUAUCGGCCUUGUUUUUGCCUUAGGAUAAUGGCCCUACUUCGCUACCAAAAGAAGCCCUUUUACAGUACCUCCAUUGCAAAACAUUCACCCACUUGCAAACCCGCAAACCCCUGUCGGCAACUACAGGAAAUUUUCAUUACGUUCCACAACCUGAAGAUCGUUCGUUUAUCGGGUGGAGAGAUCGACAAGGAAAUGAGACAGAUACACUGUGGACACAAGAUCUACUUGCCUUUUUUAGUUCUGAAGACCGCAGUCUCAUACCCGGGCUUUCCUUCGUUAUGGCUAUUUUAGGACGUUCUACUUUCUUCUUUGGCUCCUCCAGGAGGAGCAAGCGGUAUACCCUCCGAUAAUUACCUUUUUGAGCGAAACCGUUGUAGUUGUUUCCAUGGUCUGAACGAUUUCUCAAUCGGCUGUUGUGAUUUUGGUAUGAACCAGGUUGUGCGAUCUCGGCCUUAAGGCGAGGUCUCUACGUGGGGUUCCGGUGAAACGGAUAUCGGCUGGGUUGCUUUACCUAAGAGGGGCGCUGAAUUGGUUCCGAUGGUGAAGUUGGAUGCUUUGUGGAGGUUUUGUUUUUCGCUUCGUAAGGCUGUAUUGGAAGUUGUGUCAAUGUAGUAUUUUUUUUUGUGUUUUUUUUCUACCGAGGUAUAGUACCA